Molecule: messenger RNA, 5100 nt
Organism: Porites lobata
Lineage: Eukaryota; Metazoa; Cnidaria; Anthozoa; Scleractinia; Poritidae
Source: the annotation of a GenBank genome assembly
UCACGUCAGUCUAUUGUGCGCACGAAAACAACUGCGUUAGUGAAAUUUCUUAGAGCGCGCAAUUCUGUCAGAGAAACUGUGUUCAGCUACCUCAAGCUGGAAACAGAGGAAACAGAAAAUACGGAGCUAAAUUAUUAUUGUCUUUUUUAUUAUAAUGUUUUGCUCCAUAGUCACUGAAUCACUGAAAACUGCGAGUAAUCCACCAGCGGUGACUGUUACUCUUCUACGGAAUGAAAAUCUUCCGGGAAUAUCAGUACCUCUGGAUAAGAGUCAAUUGCCAAUCGACAUUUUGCUUUUGACGGUGAAGGAUUGGGAAUUUCUAGCUUGUAUGUCGUGUUUAAAUCGCGACUUCUGUAGAAGUUACUGCGAAGAGCUUCGUCAAGACGUGUACCUAGGCAAAAUUGGGAACGAUGACAUGCUGCCAAAGAUCGCUGUGGUGAAGUGUUACACAGGGUCCACCGUUCCACAAGGAUCUUGGGUUACCGUAACGAAUGCAGUCAAAGUCUUGAAGCCCAAAGCGGUAAUCGGUGUGGGUUGCUGUGGUGGCUUAGACCCCGCAAAAUUCAAACUUGGGGACGUGGUAGUGUCAGUGAAACUGAUAACAUAUUCCUCCUUCAAAGUCACGGACAAAGGCAUUACAGAACGUGGUGUAAGAGUUCCAUUAAGAUCCGAUAUUUCAAAACUGAUGUUAACUGCUGCCCAUGGUUGGAACGCCCCACUGAAGAAUCCAAAAGAAUUUGAGGUCGAUAUGCACCUAGGAGUGUUUCUGAGUGGCCCAGAAAGUGUUGAUAGCAGUGCGCGGCGUGAGGAACUCAAAGAACGCUUCUCAGAAGCCGAUGUUAUUGAAAUGGAGGGCGAAGGUAAGUUAAACAAAUUGCAGCUACCUCAGUGAUAUGUUAUCUUCUAAAAGUAAUAAUGCUUGAAGUCUCAAUUGGCAGGGUGUGAAAAUGGUUGUCUUACCCAAAUUCAUUAGACUGAGGUUUUAAGUUGGCAUGUAUAUUUGGGGGUGUAUCUGUAUAAGUGGAUAAAAAAGUUGAAAUCAAAUUAGAAUGACAGUGACUGUAAAUCUCGGUAGUCUGCUUCUGACUGUCUGUCACACGCCUUAAUAGUUUGUCGUUCGUGUUGUUUGGAUUGAGCACAAUCUAUUCUUAGAAUUAAAUGCAUGCAUGCGUUUCUGGGCACAAAGAGUUGAGCAGACAUCCUUAAUCAAUCGAGUUUGUAAAGGUUUCAAAAGGUGGGUAGUGCCAUCCUCUGAAUAAAUCUGUAUCCAGUGGAUAACGCAAUGGGUUUCCCUAAUACCUAUCCGCUGGAUAGUGAUUUAUCCAUUGGAUAGCGCUAUUCAGCGUUUGAACAAUUGGGUCCUGGACUAUUAAUCUGCGGAGGGGGGGGGGGCGGAAACCAGGCGCAAGAGCAUACAACAUAAGAUGACUCGUUAGCUACUCCUUGGUACUUACUCAACAAACAUAUUGUGAUUCACUUUAAACAAAUAUGGUUGGUUGAUGACACAGCAGGAGGUGGACGAAAUGUACCGUUAUCGAUCUAGUACAAACCCUUAGGUACUAUAUGGUCAGUGGUUUAAAAAACCGGCUGACUGUUAAGUGCCAGGAUUUGAAAGAUUAAGCACAAAGUGGGAUAGGGUGUAUUAAUAGAAGUUAACAGUAAGACUGGGGGUAAACGCCAACUUGGUGCUCUCAUAGGAUCUAAAGGCUACAAGGCCAAUAUUGUAAUGGAAAAAAACAUGCACAGUAUGGAGUAACCUUAACAAUCGCAAAGGGUCAACCACGUGCAGCCCAUGUUAUCUUUACGAAGGGGUGCAAAUCCAAAUUUACAUACUUCAUGCGAACAAUCGAGUCAUUUGAAGAUUGCAAUUGCUGUAAUUAUAUCAUGCCCUCAUCUAACUUGUUAGUUCACAGUUCUUGGGGGCUAAGAUCUUAAUUUAAGUCUAAAUUUAAGCCCUAGGCCAAACGUCGAACUUUUCAUGACAACUUUUCAUGAGUUGGUGAGUCAAGUUCAUAAAAUGUUCGACCGGGUCUGGCUCAGUUAAGUUCGUCUGAAUGAGUUUGGAUCGACCAACACGUUCUAUCCGUCAACUUCAGACGGAUAGAACGUCGACGCGUCUUAAGUUCGACGUCUGAGCCAACAGACGAUCUUCACUUUAUUUAGGUCGACCCAAAUUAGAGUUUGGUUCGUCUCAUGAAAGUUCGACGUUUGGCCUGGGCCUCAGUCAUGUUCAUCCUGACUUUCCUUAAACUUUAACCAGGACUUGUCCUAAAUCUACCCACCGAUGCUGGUAGCAAUUUAACCACAUAGCUGCUUUUCCUUGCGCUUCUCAUAAGUCUAGAUCUUUCCGAGAAAACACACUUGUCCUUACAAUUAUUUUUUAGGUGUUUAUGAAGCGGCUCAAGAGCUGAAUAUUCCGUGGACUAUAAUUAAAGGCGUCUCGAACUACGCAGAUGGAGAAAUGUUUGAACCAAAUCCUUGGAAAAAGUUCGCGAGUUUAAUGGCAGCUUCCGUAACUGUUCAUAUUCUCAGUAAUCCUGUUACUUUCAAAGACUGGCGUCACUAUCAAAGUACAGGUGAGCAUUGAAUAUCGGCUGAGGGACGUUUAGUUGGUCCCAUGCAAAUACCCUUUUCAAUGGGCUAAUUAGUGUGCUUCUAAUGAUCUUAACAAGGAUCCUCAAAAUAUUUUUGCCAACGAGAUCUUGAGAACCCUGGCAGAUUCUUGCAGAGAUUCUCAACUUCCUUUCAAGAUCCUCGAAGAUAUUUGAUUAUCGUCAAAGAUCUUGAAGGAUCCUUUUCGGACCUUUCCACGAUGAUGAGUUACGAGCAGAUAUUACGCUUUUAAUAAUUUCCAUUGAAUAGCUCAGUACAAGAUAAUCACUUUCCAGAAAAACCAUAACUUCAACAAACCAAACAGAUAUUGAUAUGCUCGACUUUUUUUGAUGGAGAGACCAGUUGAUAAUUUUUCUUAGAUCGUGGGCAGAAGUUCUUGUUUUUGUUAUUUAGGUAUUAAUAUAUUCCGAUUGCAAUGGUAAAAAUUUAACACGAGUUCCUCUUGUAGGCUUGGUUACGAUAUUUUCAUAUGGAUGCACAUAAAUUUCUUUUACUUCAAACAGAACGUAACUUUCCUUUGUUCGAUAAAAUCUUUGUCCUUCCUUUGGUAAAAGAAGAUAAUCAUUUUUUUUAAGGUUAUGCGAAGUCAUUGUUGAAACAGAUUUUAAAAAACUGAUAAUAAAGUACCAGUCAAAUAGCUUUCUUAGGAACUCAUUAACAUAAAAUUGAACGCCUCAAAAACAAUCAUUGUUACUCUUCGUUAUUUCCUUCGCAGAAGAACCUCCACAAGAAACAUCCACAUACCUUUCAAGACUAUGUCGAUUAACUUAAUCAACGCCUACAAAGAAGUCGUUGCGGACUACUCUUCUGCGGAGGGGAAACACCAGGCAGAAGAGCAUACAACACAAAAUGAUCCGUCAGCUACUCCUUGGAAUUUAGGCAACAAACUGAUUGUGAUUUAAAGCUUCAGAAUGUAAAUGUUGUAGUUAAUUUUUCAUUUCUGUUAAUUUUUAUUUUUCCAUUGUUUUGGGUAUGGUAAUAUAUGCUAAUGAAUUUAAAACAAAGGAAAAACAAAAAUUGACUGCAACGUGUACACUCGCACUUUAAACAAAUAUGGUUACCUGAUGACACGGCAGGAGGUGGACGAAUUGUACCCUUAUUUAUCGGGUACAAACCCUUAGGCCAGGAAGGAAACUAAUUUGGCUAUAUGUUCCACGGUUAAAAAAGUCGGCCUUCACGGUGGUUAACUGCCAGGAUUUGAAAGAUGAAGCAGAAAGGGUGAUAGGGUGUAUUAUAGAAGUUAACAUUAUAACGGAAGGUAAACGCCAGCUUGGUGUUGUCAUUUGGUCUAAAGGUUACAAGAGCACUACUGUAAUGCAAAAAACCUGGAAGAUAUUUGAUUAUCGUCAAAGAUCUUGAAGGAUCCUUUUCGGACCUUUCCAUGAUGGUCAGCUGAAUUAUAUUAGUCCCCUUAAUAAGCUACAUAGGGGAGGGGAGGCCUGUCUAUUUAUUUACCUUUUUUUUUUCAGCCAUUUUGAGCUGGUACUUAUUAAAGAGAAGGAAUUAUUAAAACCUAGAGCGGCGACACUAUGCUUCUCGUAGACCAUCCUCCAAGAACAGAAAAUAAACACAGAAUCAGCAGAAAUUACAGCAUGCAGAUGACUGAAGGUACGCUGAAUGUGUUUAGGUUCAGUUCCAUGUACAUACUGUUCACACAUCAUGAUGGAGAGGAGAUGUCUGACGUGACGUUAAUAUGGUAGAAAAAUUUUGGAUCACAUUAGUGGGGAGUUUUUGCAACAGAAAAAAAGCAAUAGGUUUUUAAUUUCACUCGCCCGCUUUAUCGAGUAGGUGAGCACAACACAAUUUUUUUUUUUUUCGUUUUCUAAACUUAGCUACGGUCCUUUCGGAUUCAACCCAGAGAAUUUCGCCAACAUUUGAUUACGUACAAAAAAAAUAAGAAACGAAACACUAUUCACAGUCCAAGCUAACUCUGAAAGCCCUACUUUGGACCACCAUCUAAUUUGCCGAAUGUCCCUCCUUUUCCAAUGUUAAGUUUAUGGAGGGUAGGGGUACAGGAGGGUAAAUCUCCCUCGAUCCUCCCUACUUUUUCAGUCAAUUUCUCCUCCUCCCUAUUAUGUACCUCCCCCUUCUUUAUGUGAGUCAAUGACUACUAGACAUCAAAUGCAAAAUUCUCCUUAUUAGUGAAAAAUGAAUUCAUGCAUACCAGUGUGGAAAAUAUGCGUGUUUAUUUGCGGACAUAACGGGUUGAUUUAGGGAUCGAAACUCGGCGGAUCUUUCAUAAACGAUUGUUGGACAUCAGAGAGUAGACAAUAACUGAGACAAUUUGUGGUUAAAUCGUAAAAAUAUAUGAUGUAAAUGUAAAAAUAAAUUUUCUCUUUUUUAAAGGAAUUAUCAAAGAUGGCGUGAUCCAGGGGAACCUUGGCCGGGAAAGAUGUUGCUGAGCGACCAACAGUAAUGCAGCCGAGGAAACGUGAUUUCAAACGAUAUCGAAGGAUUCGUAGAAAAAAUAGAAUUCAGUAUACUUAA